This is a messenger RNA of Zeugodacus cucurbitae (melon fly), 1196 nucleotides long. RefSeq names its product putative gustatory receptor 98a (gene Gr98a). NCBI's taxonomy places the organism in Eukaryota, Metazoa, Arthropoda, Insecta, Diptera, Tephritidae. Gene Ontology annotation, cellular component: membrane. The coding region runs from base 90 to 1196 and encodes 368 amino acids. The transcript has 4 exons. The record is from RefSeq and is a predicted model, not a curated record. Gene Ontology annotation, biological process: sensory perception of taste.
AAUUCCAAAUAUAAAGGUAAAAGCACAUUGCACAUUCGUUACUCGUCGACGAUACUGGUGCCAUAGUGUCUUACAAAUCAUUAACCGACAUGCCACAGUUAGAACGACCGAUAUUUCAAGUAUCACUGCAACUCUUUAAGCGUAUAAUGGUUAUAAUGGGUAUAACACCGUAUACAAAACAUUGUAGCAGCCAACCGGGCAUGUCCUGUCGAAAGGGAUUUAUAUUGAGUCUACACUUGCUCGCAGUGUUUGCACUAACUGGCAUCUUAAUAAACGAGUACUUAAAGAGUGCACAAGAGGCGAUCUACAAUGUUAAAGACGUCUUCUCGUCGGUUAUCGAUGGACUCGGCUUUAGCACUUUAAUACUGGUGCAGCUCAUCAUACAUUUGGAGAGUACUUGCAAAGCGCAUAUGUACACGGAAAUUUUCAGUAAAUUUGCACAAAUGCAAAAGUUGUUGUUACAAAAAUUCGCAAUACAUUUCGAUUUGUCAAGGUUAAAAUUUUGUGUACACAUGCUACAGAUUCAUUUUACAAUCUACUGCGGCUUGUUGAUAGCGCUGGUGAUUAAAAUGCUUUUUGAACCAGGAUCAGUGUCCCAAUUGUUAUUAACUUUGCACGCAGAGUUAGUGUUAAAAGUCAAAUUAUUCGAGUUUAUGUGUUUCAUUAUUGUGUUCAUGGUAAUGAUUUGCACUGUAUGUAAGGCAGCCAAGAUACAUUGUAAGCGGUUGGAGGCGACACGAUUUGAAAAUGGUUUGCAGCGGCGUGAAUGUUUAUUGGGAUUUGUGGCACUGCAAGACUUGCAUGCUUUGCUUUGGGAGAAUGUGCAGCUCUUAACGGACUACUUUGAGUGGAGUUUGCCGGGUUUAUUUGCAAAGCAGCUUAUCGAUUUAACGCUUUUGGCAUAUUGGGCAGUUCUAAAUAUAGAAACAGGAACGUCGGUAGUAGUUAAAUAUUAUUUAAUAAUUAUUUGGAUUAUGCAAAUAACUACUUUAACGACUGCGUGUUUCCUUUGCUCCGUCUGUGAACGAAAGGACAGAGAAAUACGUUCGUAUUUAAGAACUUGUUUAAAAGAUCGCCAGAAUCUGCUAUUAAUGAGAUGCAUGCACCGAAUUACAAUGCAGCUAUGUCAGGAAGCUAUUACAUUUGUAGCCGGAAAUUUUGUAACAAUUAACAUUGGAACACUCGGCAAAAACUAA